AGCACUUUGCUUCGCAACGCUGUUUACUUACAAUUCUGUUGUGUUCAAGCAGGAACGUACAUUGAUAAGAAAUGCCCCUUCACUGGAACUGUCUCUAUUAGGGGCCGCAUUUUAGCUGGAACUUGCCAUAGUGCUAAGAUGGUCAGAACCAUUAUUGUCAGGAGGAACUACCUACAUUAUGUCAAGAAGUAUCAGAGGUAUGAGAAAAGGCACUCCAACAUUCCUGCCCAUAUUUCUCCUUGCUUUCGUGUGAAGGAGGGAGAUCAUGUUAUUAUUGGCCAAUGCAGGCCAUUGUCGAAGACAGUGAGGUUCAAUGUGUUGAAGGUUAUUCCUGCAGGAUCCUCAACUGGGAAGAAAGCGUUUGCUGGAAUUUAAAUUAUGUAGGCUUCUGCUUUUGAUACAAAAACAGCAUGAAAGAACUAUUUAGAGUUGUUGUAGGCCAUAUUUGAUUCAAGAGGGUUUUGAAGACUUGGCAGUCUGGAUUUUGAUAUCAAUAUGGACUGUUUUAUUCUGUUCUUUUUGUUU
Molecule: messenger RNA, 525 nt
Organism: Cucurbita pepo subsp. pepo (vegetable marrow)
Lineage: Eukaryota; Viridiplantae; Streptophyta; Magnoliopsida; Cucurbitales; Cucurbitaceae
Source: RefSeq, a predicted model, not a curated record